AUGCAGCGUUGGUGGUUUUUGGAAGAAAAUGGCGAUGCAAAGAACCCGCCUUCGUCUGCGUCCCAGAAGACAGAAAUGUCCACGAAGAAACUAAAGCAAGCAACGCCGGCUGGUGAUCGUCGGUAUACGUUCCGCGUGCUGGUAACGUACGAUUUGCUGAAGGAUGAAACCAUUGCCAUAACGGGCAGUUGCGAAUCCUUGGGAAACUGGGAUCCGGAACUGUGCGUACAACUGCGCCCAGAAAACGAUGGUGAUAGAAAUAUCUGGCGUCUGGCAACGGAACUGCCUCGUGAUGCGUCUGUGAAAUAUCGCUAUUUGAUCUGCUCGGUCGAUCCAACCAGUGGAAAUGUGCACGUACGACGCUUCGAAACUCACAUUGUGCCCCGACAGGUCCCGCUCGAUCUGGCAGACGAGGAAGUACGAACCACCCAAGUACAACCAAAGAUCGACACGCUCGGUGAUAUCGACGGUAAUAUUAAGCUGGACAAGGGUUGGCUCACGACCGAAACCAUCAUGCAGUUUAAGUUCUUCGAUAAUCCGUUCUCGGUGAAGGAACGCAUCAAGAACCGGUUGCUGUAUGUGAAGAUAACAACGAUGAAUCUUCGCAUUAAUGCGGAAUCCCAAAAUCUUUCCUCGUUGCUGGAAGAAUCGCUUUCGAACGAUACCCGUGAGAAUGGUGCAGAAUCGGCAACCACCUACUCCUUCACGGAGGUAACGUCGCUUCGCAACCCGAAUGUUUGCUAUGAGCAACAGUCCCAGUUCGGUUGUCCGUAUCACAAGGACGAUUUUCUUAUCUACAACGUAACGGUAGCAGAGCCUGAGAACGUGGCCUAUCUCGUCGAUCUUUACACGUACAGUUCCAAGUCGAAGGAAGACGAACCACCGUACCAUCUGGGUUAUCAUUACAUUCUGCCGAACUUCCUGAAAAAAUCCGAGGGUGUCCUUGAAUUGCCGGUUACGUGUGCAAGCAAACAUCGGCCACUCGGCAUGAUGCGGAUUGAGUACCUGAAAAUAACGCCACUUUUGCCCACGCAAUGCACGCUAGAGCGAUCUUACAUUCGGUACUGGAACAAACGUUGGACCGGCCUGGACGUGGGCCAUCGUGGAUCCGGCACCAGCUUCAAGGCGAGCGAUGGCAAUGUGAUCCGUGAAAACACGAUCGCUUCGCUAAAGAAGGCGGUCGCGCACGGUGCCGAUAUGGUGGAGUUUGAUGUGCAACUGAGCAAGGAUCUGGUGCCGGUGAUCUAUCACGAUUUCGAUAUUUAUGUAUCGCUCAAGCGCAAAACCACGCUCGAAACGAACGAUAUGUUGGAGCUUCCGAUGCGAGAACUGACACUUGAACAACUCCGGAACCUAAAGGUGUACCACGUGGUGGAAGGUAGAAACCGCGAAGCCAAAUUCUUCGACGAAGAUUUGGAGGAGCACCAACCGUUCCCUCAGCUAGCCGAAGCACUCGAUCAGAUAGAUCCACACUGUGGCUUUAACAUCGAGAUCAAGUGGUCACAGAAGCUCAAGGAUGGCCGAAUGGAAUCAGAGUUAACAUUCGAUACGAACCUGUACGUCGAUUGCAUAUUGCGUGUGGUGCUAGCGAAAGCCGGCAACCGGCGGAUUGUGUUCUCGUGCUUCGAUGCCGACAUCUGCACAAUGUUGCGUCUUAAGCAGAACCUCUAUCCGGUAAUGUUUCUAACGCUCGGCGUCACCAGCCGAUACCCGAGCUACCAUGAUCCACGCUGCAACUCGAUCGAGACGGCCGUGCGCAAUGCGUAUGCAACCGAACUGUUGGGUAUCGUAGCGCAUACCGAGGAUCUGUUGCGCGAUCAAACACAGGUGAAUCUGGCGACCGAGAAAGGAUUGAUCAUUUUUUGCUGGGGCGAUGAUAAUAAUUGUAAGGAUACGAUCAAGCAUUUAAAGAGCCUCGGUAUCCAUGCAAUCAUCUACGAUAAGAUGGACAUUUACUCGGACAAGGCGGUUAAGGAGAGUGUAUUUUUAGUUGGUGCGCGUGAAUCGCAAGCAGCACUGCUGCAGCAGAUUAACAUCGAGAACCGUUACGAGCAGACAAAUCAGCACGACUUUAUAAACGAUAAGGACGUUCGGCUCAGCCUGGACAAGGCGACCUCAUCCACCUCAACUCCAUCGAUUUGA
Molecule: messenger RNA, 2142 nt
Organism: Anopheles marshallii
Lineage: Eukaryota; Metazoa; Arthropoda; Insecta; Diptera; Culicidae
Product: glycerophosphocholine phosphodiesterase GPCPD1
Exons: 6
Coding region: 1-2142 (713 amino acids)
Biological process (GO): glycerophospholipid catabolic process
Molecular function (GO): starch binding; glycerophosphocholine phosphodiesterase activity
Source: RefSeq, a predicted model, not a curated record